Molecule: messenger RNA, 1053 nt
Organism: Brassica napus (rape)
Lineage: Eukaryota; Viridiplantae; Streptophyta; Magnoliopsida; Brassicales; Brassicaceae
Product: vacuolar protein sorting-associated protein 24 homolog 1-like
Exons: 6
Coding region: 182-886 (234 amino acids)
Biological process (GO): endosome transport via multivesicular body sorting pathway; protein transport; late endosome to vacuole transport
Cellular component (GO): ESCRT III complex; multivesicular body
Source: RefSeq, a predicted model, not a curated record
AAAGUUGGUUGAGAGUGAACAAUAUUUUUAAUUGAACCGCUUAUUUGAUAAAUAAAAAAUAAAUUUAUUUUAUAAAAGAAAAGGUAUUUAAGAGUUAGUUGUGAGGAGAAGGGGUCGUUACUAGUUAUUCGUUACUCAUCCAUCAAGAUUGAAAACAGAGCAGCGAAGGUUUUAGAAAAAAAUGAAGAAAGUGAUGAAGAUCAUCAAGCCGAAGCCUGAUCCAAAGCAACGCUUACGUGAUUGGCAACGCAAACUUCGCCAGGAGUGCCGUGACAUCGAACGCCAAAUCCGAGAAUCGCAAGUGUUGGUUAGAUUCUUGAGAUUCUUGGUUUUUUCAGAUAUAGAGAAAGAAGAGAGAACGGUACAUAAAGCUAUUAAAGAGGCUGCUAAGCGGAAUGAUAUGGUCUCAGCUAAGGCGCUUGCUAAGGAGAUUGUGAGUUCGAGAAGAACAGUUAACAAGUUAUAUGAAAACAAGGCUCAGAUGAAUUCUAUAUCAAUGCAUCUCGGAGAGAGUAUUGCUGUUGCUGGAACAGUUGGGAAUCUCUCCAAGAGUACAGAGGUUAUGAAGCUUGUUAAUGAUCUCAUGAAGGCUCCACAAAUGGCUGCAAUUAUGCAGGAGUUCGGCAAAGAGAUGACUAAGGCUGGAGUUAUUGAGGAGUUUGUGAUUGAUGCCAUUGACAAUGCACUAGAUUCUGAGGGUAUGGAAGAAGAGAUCGACGAGGAGGUUGAUAAAGUAUUGACUGCUAUUGCUGGAGAAACCGCUGCUGAGCUCCCAGAAGCUGUCAGGAAAGAAAGGAUAAAGGAAGAGGCAAUUGCAGAAGGUGUUGAUGAUGAGGAAGAAUUGGAAGAGAUUCAGCUCGGCUUGCUAAAGUUAGAUCCUAACUGAUUCCAAUGAUUCUUUACACACCAUUACUCUUGAAAGGUGAUGAGUAUAUAAGGAGGUUGCAGCCAGCCAGUGUAUUGUAUAUAAUAUUAGUUGAAUUACUGUAUACAAUGCAACCAUAAGCCACCUUUUGUUAACAAAAUUUCGUUUCUACGAGUUAUUGAAAACAA